Molecule: messenger RNA, 2451 nt
Organism: Onychostruthus taczanowskii (white-rumped snowfinch)
Lineage: Eukaryota; Metazoa; Chordata; Aves; Passeriformes; Passeridae
Gene: PIGB
Product: phosphatidylinositol glycan anchor biosynthesis class B
Exons: 12
Coding region: 737-2095 (452 amino acids)
Biological process (GO): GPI anchor biosynthetic process
Cellular component (GO): endoplasmic reticulum membrane
Molecular function (GO): alpha-1,2-mannosyltransferase activity
Source: RefSeq, a predicted model, not a curated record
AGUCCCGAGGUCUGGUACCAAACACGCGGGCACGCAGCUGCAGCAGGCGGGCGGCUCCAGCGCGGGGCCGGGCAGCGGAGGCGGCUGGGGCGGGGCGGCCCCGGCAGGUGACGGUCGCGCCGGCUCCCAGCGGCUCCAUUGCCCCCGACGGACGGGGCGUGCGAGGGCCGGGCUGCGAGGCGGUGCCCGGGAACGGCGCCGCACGCCUGCCUCAGGGCCUCUUGUCGGGCGCGGCGUCCGGCGGCGGCGCGGCGGGGCCGUGUGGGGCCGCGGGCGGCUGGAAGAGCGGCCCGUAGAUGUAGAGCCCGCUGGCCACGCCGAGCGCCACGGCCACCGCCACGUGCUGCAGCGGCAGCCGCCCCCUCAUGCCGGCAGGCGGUGCUGCCACGAUCACGGACACGCGUGGGGCGGGCGGGCGCGCAACGCGGCGCGGCCCCGGCUCGGCUUCGGCCCGCGGCCCCGGCGCCCUCACCUGAACGCGGGACACGGCAGAGCCCCGGCUUCCCGCUGGCUGCAGGCAGCGGACGGAAGUACCGGCGCUGUCCCGCCUCCCGCGGUCGCGCAUGCCCCGGCGGGGGAGGCGGCGGGGGAGCUGCGGCGCGGAUGCCGGAGGCGGUGCGGCUCCGCAAGCGGCGGUCGGUGCUGUACAGCUCGGCCGGGGGAACAGCCGCGCAGCGACGCGCCGACCAGCUUCGUCCCGGACGAGUACUGGCAGUCGCUGGAGGUGGCCCAUCGCAUGGUCUUCAAUUAUGGUUACCUGACUUGGGAAUGGACAAGUAGCUUAAGGGGCUACUCGUACCCACUGAUUUUUGCAAGCAUGUACAAAGCAUUACAGCUGCUGGCUAAGGAUAAUGUUCAGCUGCUGAUCUGGGUCCCUAGGCUUGCACAGGCAGUGCUGGCUGCUUUUGCUGAUGUGAAGCUUUACUCAUUAGUGCAACACCUUGAAAAUUCAGAGACGGCAAAGUUCGUGUUCUUCUGCCAACUCUGUUCGUGGUUUACAUGGUAUUCCUGUACCAGAACUCUAACAAACACCAUGGAGACUAUUCUUACCAUUUUUGCUCUUUCCUACUAUCCGAUAAAAGGCUCCAAGAUGGGGAACAGUUGUAAGUAUUUAGCUUUGGUUGCACUUGCCAUUGUUAUUCGUCCCACUGCUGUUAUCCCGUGGAUGCCUUUGGUCUUCAGCCAUUUUUUGCAAGAACAGAGGAAAGCAGACCUUAUCCUACACAACUGCAUUCCAGUUGGAUUGGUCACAGUAGGAACCUCUUUAAUAAUUGACCGUGUGUUUUUUGGUGAGUGGGUACUGGUUCAGCUGAACUUCUUGAAAUUCAACGUGCUGCAGAAUUUGGGAACAUUUUAUGGCUCUCACCCUUGGCACUGGUACUUCACUCAGGGACUCCCAGUUGUCCUGGGUCCCCACCUGCCGUUCUUUAUUCACGGCUGUGCGCUGGCACCAAGGCGGUACCGCAUCCUUCUGCUGGCAGUGAUCUGGACACUGCUGGUGUACAGCACACUGAGCCAUAAGGAAUUCAGGUUCAUCUAUCCAGUACUGCCAUUCUGCAUGAUUUUUUGUGGAUAUUCUUUGAGAUACCUGAAAGCAUGGAAGAAAACUGCAGCAAGUUUCCUGCUGUUAUCCAAUUUAGUCCCAGCCCUGUACACAGGCUUGGUUCACCAGCGGGGGACUCUGGACGUUAUGAGUCACAUCCAGCAGCUCUGCAAUCACUCUCAGCAGUCCCAAGCUUUUGUCUUCAUCCUGAUGCCGUGCCACUCUACCCCAUUUUACAGUCAUGUUCACUGUCCUCUAAAAAUGAGAUUCCUUCAGUGUCCCCCAAACCUAACUGGCAAUGCGAGCUACGUUGAUGAAGCAGAUGUGUUUUACUCUAACCCACUUGGCUGGCUGAAUAAGGAGUUCUACAAUGACACGUUAUUACCCAGUCACUUGAUCCUCUUCAAUGUGCUAGAACAGGAAAUAUCAUCAUUUCUAGCUUUAAGGGGCUAUGAGAAAACAGCCACUGUUUUUCAUACUCAUGUACCUCAAGGACGAGUUGGAAGCCACAUCUCCAUCUACAGGAGAAAAACUGAAAUGAAUUAUCCCUGAAGAUCAAGCUGGACCUCGGACCUAAUGAGAUCAGUUUUGCAUAUCAGUAGCUAUGCUUACAUCUGGUACUGCAGAAAGGAGAAAGCAGUGAGUCUGAAACUGGGGGAGUCAGUGGGAAGUCCCAUGAGGCAGCCAGUGGCUGCCUGCAAACACAUAAACCUCCUCCUGAAGGCAGCUUCAGUAGCAGUAGGGCAGGGUGGGGCUGCUGACCUACCUUACAACACUAGAAAACAUUAGGAAGACCAAAAUUACCAUAUGAACACUAAAGCAAUAAAAUACAGACAAGACUGGACCGUUUUUAUAGAACUGUACAGCUAUGCUGAGUUUCUUUUAUAAAUAAAGACUUUUACCCACAA